UUGAGGGAAGAAGGGUCUUGGCGGUUUUACGAACAUUAUUAUAUAUACUUUUAAUAAAUCUUUACAUUUCUUUCCUUGAUUCUUUUUUCGAAGUUUUAUGGCUUGUGCUGCUGAUAAGGUGAAAGAGUACCGCGAUGAAUUUACAGAUAAGACAGAAAAAUUGAUAAAGGAAGUUUUUCCUACUAAAGUUGUUCUCCUCAAUGAGUUUUUGAAAGACAAAUUCAACAUUGAAGAUCUAAAGAAAAUUGAUGGUGAUUUAAAUGUGCCAAUAGUACAUCCCCUGGUCUUGGCAAAUGAUUUUCAGCCUUCACCAAAGAAGAGAAAGAUUGAGGGAGAAGAACCUGUGAAUAAUAUUGUUGUGCAGAAUGGACCUCUCAAAGCAAUUCCUCCAAACAAGAUUCUUGUGGAACUUAUUGAAUCAUUGAAACCAGAAAUUCAAGAUUUGAUGGAGAGCUGUAAUUCAGUUAAAACUUGGAUUCAACUGCUAAUUCCACGGAUUGAAGAUGGAAACAAUUUUGGAGUUUCUAUUCAAGAAGACGUCCUCGGCGAGGUCACACGAAUUGAGGCCGAAGCAGCAUCAUUUUUGGACCAAAUCUCGAGGUAUUUUAUCACACGAGGGAAGGUUGUUUCGAAAGUCGUCAAAUAUCCUCAUAUUAUGGACUACAGAAGAACCGUGAUAGAAUUGGAUGAGAAGGAGUAUAUCAGCUUGAAGCUGUGUUGUUGCGAACUGAAAAACCAUUACCUGUGUCUUCAUGAUGCUAUUACCAAAAACUUGGACAAGAUCAAAAAGCCGCGGUCCUCUAAUACGGAUUCCUUGUAUUAACGUAAUACUACCUUCAUCCUGUACAAAUUCGCCGGUGUCCAGCAAGAUGUCGAAGGACAGAGUAGCCCUCAACGGUUAUGUUAAGAAGAUUCGGCAAGUUUUUGUAAAAAGAUGUUAAUAAGAGUGGAUUUCCAUCUGCAGAAAAGUUGAUACUGUUGCAUGUUGAACCAGGUGUAGUCAAGUUAAACUCAUUUAUACAGCCAAAAUUUAAAACAAAAUAUUAAUUUUUUUGCAAGUAGAAAUCCACUCCAACCAUCUAGUAAUGCGAGUUUCUAAACUCAAUAUUAAUUUCACGUUUCAUUAAGUCACGUUGGACCUUUCAACAAAUAUUUUUUCAUAUCAGGACGGUAACGUAUAUGCGAUGUAUUGCGCGGCGUGAAGGGGUGGGGGGUGUUUAUUGGUAUUUGUUCUGCUCGACGGAUUUCUUUCGUCGACGAUUGUGCUCCCAAAAGAAAUUCGCCAGGAAGAACUGAAUAUGCGACCCCCCCCCCCAAAUAAAAUAUAUCUCCUUCCAGACGGCCCUGUUUCAUACCGUAAGUUUCGCCCUAAUGACGAUACCAUAUUUCAAAUACGGCGUACAAACGAUUAUCACCGUGAAUCUAAUUCAUUAACAAACUUCGUUGACAUAACUACAAGUUCAUCAGAGAAUGUCCAACAGGCCUCGACUGAAUACAUAUAGGGUUACAAAAUUUGCAAAUGCCAUAAUUUGUAUAUGCAGGAGACCAUACAUUAGAAUUUCAGCGGCUGUGCAACUAAUAAAGCUUUCGAGAUUUAAAAAUACUUUUGCACUUACAGUAUAGUAUAUCAAAAUAAACAUAGCAUUUUGCUCUGUGCAUGUUCCUGUUAUAAUAACAUGCAGGGGGAAACGUAUUUUCAAAUGCCAGAAGUGUUAAUAGUUACACAGCCAAUGAACUCCAUGCAGGUAUGAUCUUGUGCAUAUAUACCAAUUAUGGUAUUUUUAGAUUUUUUUGCACAACCUACACUGUUUUUAUGAUCUCUGCAGCGAUUAGAAUGCAUUUUAACUGGCAAGGGGAACAAUAUUUAUGUUUUAGUUUCUUAAUUAUACACUCUUGGAAACUUUUAUACGUAGCAUAACAGAAACUAUGCGACAAGUUUGCAUAUGAAUAUAGCCACAAGUUUUUGACUUAA
Molecule: messenger RNA, 1972 nt
Organism: Dendronephthya gigantea
Lineage: Eukaryota; Metazoa; Cnidaria; Anthozoa; Malacalcyonacea; Nephtheidae
Product: proteasome activator complex subunit 3-like
Exons: 12
Coding region: 98-823 (241 amino acids)
Biological process (GO): positive regulation of endopeptidase activity; regulation of G1/S transition of mitotic cell cycle; regulation of proteasomal protein catabolic process
Cellular component (GO): nucleoplasm; proteasome activator complex; cytoplasm
Molecular function (GO): endopeptidase activator activity
Source: RefSeq, a predicted model, not a curated record